AUGUUCUCCUUGGACGAGAAGCUUGCUGGCUUGAAGAUAGGCAAAUACAGAUAUAACGAUCCGUGGACGCAGGUGUUCAUCGUCGGAUUCGUCUGCUUCUGUUCAGUCGGCCUCUUCAGUGCUAUCAGUGGAUUGGGAGCCGGUGGUACCCAGGACACUGCUCUCUCAGACACUGCCAAUGCUGUCCUGUACGGCUGUUUUGCGAUUACCGGUUUCGUUUCGGGAAGCAUCAGCAACGUUCUCGGUCCCCGACUCACCCUCUCCAUCGGCACUACUGGUUACUCUCUCUACGUCGGCUCCCUCUGGGCUUUCCAACUGCAUGGUACUCGAUGGUUCUUGAUUCUGGCUGGUGGUAUUCUCGGAGUCACCGCCGCCCUCCUCUGGUCUGCCCAAGGAGCGAUCAUGAUGUCGUACCCUAUGGAAAAGGACAAGGGGCGUUCAUUCUCUCUCUUCUGGACAGUCUUCUUCAUGGGCAACGUCAUGGGGUCGGCUAUUGCUUUGGGUAUCCAGGCGCAUAGUACUAUGCCGGAAGUAUCUACGGUCAUCUAUGUCGUCUUUAUGAUCAUUCAGCUCACUGCUAUCUUGACCUCCUGGCUCAUCUUGCCUCCUCAUCUCGUGGUUCGAGGCGAUGGUACGGUUGUCAAGAUUGAAGAUGCCAUCACUCCGAAACAAGAGUUCAAGUACUUUUUGGGAAUGUUCAAGGAUAUCAGGAUGCUCUUGCUAUUCCCCAUGUUCUUCGCAUCAAACUACUUCUAUGCCUACCAAGGAGCUAUCACCACCUUCCUCUUCAACGGCCGAACCCGUGCUCUCGUAUCCCUCCUCACCGGUGUCGGCGCAGUCGCAGGAGCCAUCUUUAUCGGUAUCGUACUCGACAAGAUGCCCGUCCUCUCCCGAAAGAAGAGGUCUCUCAUCGGUCUCGGUGUGGUUACCGUGCUCAACAUCAUCAUUUGGGCUGGAGGUCUUGGGUUCCAAGUGCAAUUCUCAAGGGCGACAGAUCACACUGUCUGGGAUUGGUCUGAAGGACCCGCAGUCGGACCUAUCAUCCUCCUCAUGGCCUACUACAUCGGCGACGCUUCCUUCCAAGGUCUCGCGUACUACACCAUGUCUUGCGUCACCAACGACCCCUUCCGCCUCGCUCGUAUGGCCGGUUACUACAAAGGCAUCCAAUCCGCCGGCGCCGCCGUCUCUUUCGGCAUGGACGCUGUCGCCACCCCCUUUCUCACCGAGCAUCUCGUCAGCUGGAUCAUCCUGCUCAUCUCACUGCCUUUGUGUGGGUACGUGCUCUGGGGGUGCUCGGACAGUAACUACGAUAAGGAGGGCGUGGUGGAGGUGGGGGAUGUGGAUGGGGGUGUGAUUGGGGCGGCGGCGGUGCCUCAGGGGUAUCGUGUGCAUGGGGAGGAUCACGAGGAGCAGCAUGUUCCGGGAGAGAAGGACUCGUCCGUGAGUGAUGAGAAGGAGAUUCAAAGGGUCGGGGUUGUCAGUGUUCCGGAAGUGUAA
Molecule: messenger RNA, 1497 nt
Organism: Cryptococcus wingfieldii CBS 7118
Lineage: Eukaryota; Fungi; Basidiomycota; Tremellomycetes; Tremellales; Cryptococcaceae
Exons: 9
Coding region: 1-1497 (498 amino acids)
Source: RefSeq, a predicted model, not a curated record